Molecule: messenger RNA, 1041 nt
Organism: Symbiodinium necroappetens
Lineage: Eukaryota; Dinophyceae; Suessiales; Symbiodiniaceae
Source: the annotation of a GenBank genome assembly
AUGGCCAUGGAGGGACUGCUGUCCUCAUCGCUGGCAUGCAGCCGGCCCAAACUGGGUGAGGCCGAGGGCUUCAAAAGAGCCUGGGACGAGUUGGAAGCUUACGUCAGAGCGAGGCCAGUCCUAACAGACCAGCACCUUUCCUCGUACCACGCAGACGGAUGCUGCCUGGUGCGCCUGGGCGGGAAAAUCGUGGAAGCAGAUGCUUGCCACAAGACAACGCCAUCACAACGGCGUGCAGGGCAGGCUGAUCUUGACACUUUGGCCGACUUGGCCCUCCUUGCCGUAGCCCGCGAGUUGGUCAUUCUCCGUCCUCACGAAGUCUGCAACGUCCAAAGUUUCCAAGAGCUGUACGGUGGAAGACUCAUUUCGGACAUAAUCCCCGAAGCACAUCAUGUCGACUUCAAUGGCACCGAGUGUCGGAGAGAUCACACGAAGGAACAGCCACCGAUGCGCCUCCACGUUGAUGACUGUGACCACGGGUGCUCACCGGCUGUCCAGCUGCUUCUGGGAAUCAAGAAUGUGAACCAGACGCCCACAACAGUGGCCCUGGUUCCGAAGGAAGAAGAGCUUCUAGCGGCGGGCAUCCGGGUGGAUCUGCUCCGAGAGCCGCUCUACCAGCACCAGCCGCCGAGCAUCACCGCUACGUCUGCUGUUCCACUCAGGCCCGUCCUUUAUGGGGCAAAGGAGAGGCCAAGAAUCCAAGCAGACGUGAAGUCGACGCGGGGCAUUAGACAAGACGCCGCCGAGGCUUGGGAGGACCUGCACAGAUUCCUCCAGAAAAAGACGCGCUUCGUUGCUUUGGCGCCAGGAGACGUGCUCGUUCUUGACAAUACACGAGUGCUUCACGGACGGGGAAGCCUGCAGCCAGUGGAAGACUCCGCGAACCGCCGAUGGGUCAAACGAUUGUGGUUGACAGGCACUGCGACUGAGAAAACACUGGCGACAUGUCACAAUCCUCUUCAACGACAUCCACGCGUGUUCAGUCGGCAAUUGGCCUACGACCGGACAAAACCCAUGCUGAAUCCCAUGGAGCACUUCUGA